AUGGCUUUCAAGUUUCAGUUCUUGACCUUCCUCGCUCUGGUGGCCGCAGCCCGUGCCGGAGUCAUCUCGCCAGUUGGCUACUCGGCUCCUCUGACCUAUGCUGCUCCAGUCGCUAGGACCCUCGUUGCUGCUCCCCUCACCAAGACCAUUGUCGCAGACCAGUACGACCCCAACCCCCAGUACUCAUUCUCGUACGGGGUAUCCGAUGCUCUGACCGGUGACCAGAAGUCCCAGCAAGAAUCCCGCAGCGGUGAUGUCGUACAGGGAACCUACUCACUGGUUGAUGCUGAUGGUUUGAAGCGUACCGUUGACUACACUGCUGAUCCGAUCAACGGAUUCAAUGCUGCUGUGCGUCGUGAACCUCUGACCGUCAAUACCGGAGUCCUUGCUGCCAAGACCAUCAUUGCCCAACCUGCCUACGCCUCUCCCGUCGCUAAAACCAUCAUCUCACAGCCAGCUCUGGCUACCUACGCUUCUCCUCUGGCCACCAAGACCAUUGUUUCGCAGCCAGCAAUUGCCUCGUAUGCUGCUCCACUGGCAACCAAAACUAUCCUGUCUCAGCCAGCCCUGACCAGCUACUCCGCACCAUCGUCCAUCAUCGCCCAGCCAGCCCUGACCAGCUAUGCUGCUCCAUUGGCUUCCCGGACCAUCCUUUCUCAACCAGCCUAUGGCACUUCCUUGGCCACCAAGACGCUCGUCUCGCAGCCCGCUCUGGCCACCUAUGGCGCUCCUCUGGCCGCCAAGACCAUUGUUUCGCAACCGGCCUACACCAGCUACGCUGCUCCAGCUUACUACUGAGUGUGAAAAGACUGAUGUUUCUGCUUGUUGAUUGGCGAUUGAACUUGA
This is a messenger RNA of Aedes albopictus (Asian tiger mosquito), 846 nucleotides long. Its product is annotated as cuticle protein-like. The transcript is spliced from 2 exons. The record is from RefSeq and is a predicted model, not a curated record. NCBI's taxonomy places the organism in Eukaryota, Metazoa, Arthropoda, Insecta, Diptera, Culicidae. Gene Ontology annotation, cellular component: extracellular matrix. Bases 1 to 798 code for a protein of 265 amino acids.